This is a messenger RNA of Centruroides sculpturatus (bark scorpion), 566 nucleotides long. Its product is annotated as RAC family serine/threonine-protein kinase homolog. Gene Ontology annotation, biological process: protein phosphorylation. Bases 124 to 456 code for a protein of 110 amino acids. The record is from RefSeq and is a predicted model, not a curated record. Lineage: Eukaryota; Metazoa; Arthropoda; Arachnida; Scorpiones; Buthidae. The transcript is spliced from 6 exons. Gene Ontology annotation, molecular function: ATP binding; protein kinase activity.
CAGUAAGCAUUAUACAUUGUAAUAUUCUUGAACUGUAGAUUUUUAACGAUCUCUUAACUAUUUUAUUAUUACUUUUUUCAGUACGAACGAAAUCCAAGAGAUUAUUGUGGAACUUUAUCAUUUAUGUGUCCGGAAAUUCUCCAGAGGAAGCCUUACGAUUCGUACUGUGACUGGUGGGCGUUCGCCAUUGUGUUAUUUCAAGCGUUGGUUGGAAGAACUCCUCUAGAGAUUUAUGUAAAAGAAGCUUUCGAUAUUGAUAAUGUGUAUUUAUUGCCCCGUUACGACCGAAUAAGAGCUGCUCUAAAUGUGAAGAUGUCGUAUCCUCCUGCAUUAUCGGAUGAUGCCAGACAUUUUAUUUAUGAUCUAUUGCAAAAGGAUCCGUACAGACGUCCUCUAGAAGUAAAUAUAAGGGAACACGAGUAUUUUCAUAAAGUGCCUUGGCCCAAAAUUACUUAGGCGUUUUCGGCAGAAUAAACUGAAAACGAAAAUCGGAUCUUUCUUAAAAUCAAUGUGGAAGCCGGUUAAGAGAUCUUUGAAGAAAUUCAGGGAUUCGUUUCCCUUGUAUA